UGAUGGCGGUCGAAUGAGUUGGAACCCAAAGACCUGAAGGUUUUACCGCGUUUAUUUCUUUCUCAAAUCACUAAAAACCAUGGACAGCGCGAGUGAAUCUAGCGGCAAUGAUUUAGACAGCGAUUUUCAAAAUGCAAAAGCAUUUUUGCUGAAAACUAGUUUACAUUCGAAUCUAAAUGUCUAUGAUCAUCUUGCAAGUGUUAUUAGAAAGGUCUUGGAAGAGAAACCGGAAAAUGUAGCAGAUUUGGUAGACGACCUUGUAAGGGAUGAAAAGAGAGCCAAAUUCCGCCCCAGUUUCGACACUAUCCAGAAUGAAGAAGAUGAAUCUACAGAAGUAUUACUGGCAAGAUCCCAGUUGACUCUGUUUGAGAGAAAACCUACCGACCAAGAAUUGGAACCUAUGAUCCGAGAUCCAGAAAUAGAAGAAGACCAGGAAGAAGCACCCCUACCAGAUCUAAUGGAACUCGCAAACUAUUUUGAACAAGCUGGUGUUGGCAUUGGCAGAGAAGAAACAUUUAGAAUAUUUUUAGCUUUGAAGCUUUUGAUUGACACACAGCCAAUAAGGACGUGUAGAUUUUGGGGUAAAAUGUUUGGAAUCCAUGCAAAUUACAUCAUUGCUGAAGUGGAGUUUUUUGAAGGAGAAGAUCCAGAAGAACCUCAAGAUGAUGAAAAACAACAAGAGGAAGAGAUUAUUGAAGCAAAAACAGACAUCAUCAAAGAAGGAGAUUUUGAUGUAGAAGAAGAUGAUAUCCCCCAAGCAGAGUUCAAAGCAUCUCCAGUUAUUCCUAAAGAAGAUAGCAGAACGGGUUGUAACAAGAAAACAUACUUUGUGUGCAAUGAAUCUGGAGGGGCUUGGGUCAGACUUCCCCCUGUCACUCCUGCACAGAUUGUGGUCUCAAGACAAAUCCGAAAAUUUUUCACUGGAAAUCUUCAAGCGCCUGUUGUAAGUUAUCCACCCUUCCCUGGAAAUGAAUCCAAUUACUUAAGAGCUCAGAUUGCUAGAAUAUCAGCCACAACACACAUCAGUCCUCUGGGCUAUUACAUGUUUGAAGAGGAAGAAGAGGAUGAUGACGAAGGAGGAGCUCGUGACUCCUUUGUGGUGAAUCAGGAGUUUGAAGGACUCACUAUCAAUGAAAUGGCCGAUCCAUCAUGUGCGAACUGGGUUCAUCAUGUCCAGUACGUUCUUCCACAGGGUCGUUGCACAUGGUUUAACCCCUCGCAAAAGAGAGAGGAGGAGGAACUGGAGGAAGAAGAGGAGGAUGAGGAGAGGGAAGAGCCUGAUGAGCCAGAACCUGAGCAAGGUCCACCCCUGCUGACGCCGCUCUCAGAAGAUGCUGAGGUUGAUGGCAUGCCUCCAUGGACAGCACAGAAGUCCUCUACCUUAGUUCCUCAGUAUUCUCUGGCUGUGAUGCACUCCAACUUGUGGCCAGGAGCACAUGCAUUUGCUCUUGAAAGAAAAUUUGAGAACAUUUACAUUGGUUGGGGACAGAAAUUCAGUGCAGAGAACUACAGCCCACCUCCCCCUCCACCACCACAAGAGGAAUUUGCCAGUGGACCAGAGAUCACUGAGGCUGAAGACCCAUCAGUGGAGGAGGAGAAGGCUCUCAAGGCUGCGCAACAGGAAGCAAUGGAGGCCGCAGAAAUGGAAGAGGAGGAGGAAGAUGAUGAUGAUGAUGAUUAGUCACCUAACUGGAUAAUUCUGAUGAAUUAAAUUAUUUACUUUUAUGAAGUCUAGUAUUUCAGUUUAGUUUUGAUGUGGUGUAAAUAUCUUAAUGCAGUUUGAGACUGUUAUAAUAUUACUCUCCUUGAAAACUACCAUGUGUUUCAUACCUGCAUCCAGUUCUUUUGCUAGAUUGUUUUUGUACCCAAGGUACACUUUAUGACGUCAAAAUAAUAGAAAUGUAUAUAACUCCAAAAAAUUAACCUUUGUGUAACUUUCUAUCAAGAAGCUAUCAGGUUAUUCAGUUACUUUGCGUUAAAUUUCUUGUAUGCCAUGCUAAAUGCCUUUCCAACCAAUAUGUCUUAUAUUAAAUAGAGAGUCAAUACAUGAUGAGCUGUCACAGAACUGUUUGCUCAAGAACUUUAUUUAUAAAUCAAGCAAGCAAACUGUUAGUGAAGAACAGUGACAAGUCUGGUAAAGUCUAUUACAAUGUAUAUUAGAAUGUAGCAUACACAACAAAAACUGAUGUAGAGGACUUGAAAAACAAUUCCUGGAUUAAAAUUGGUUUUUACAUUG
This is a messenger RNA of Orbicella faveolata, 2236 nucleotides long. RefSeq names its product radial spoke head protein 4 homolog A-like. NCBI's taxonomy places the organism in Eukaryota, Metazoa, Cnidaria, Anthozoa, Scleractinia, Merulinidae. The record is from RefSeq and is a predicted model, not a curated record. Gene Ontology annotation, cellular component: axoneme; radial spoke. Gene Ontology annotation, biological process: axoneme assembly; cilium movement involved in cell motility; cilium assembly.